Messenger RNA from Geodia barretti, 1401 nucleotides. The record is from the annotation of a GenBank genome assembly. NCBI's taxonomy places the organism in Eukaryota, Metazoa, Porifera, Demospongiae, Tetractinellida, Geodiidae.
AUGAAAGCAAUUAUUAUUGGCGCGGGGGAAGUUGGAUUUCAUACGGCUAAACUCUUGGUAGAAGACAAUAACGAUGUUAUCCUCAUCGAUCAAUCGAGAGAGGCUUGUCGGCGCGUUCAAGAGCAGUUGGAUUUAAUAACGCUUGAAGGAUCAGGGACUUCACCCUCCUUAUUAGUAGAAGCUGGAAUUAAAGAAGCAGACCUUCUGAUGGCGGUGACAAACUCCGAUGAAAUCAAUAUGCUGGCGUGCGUGAUUGCCUCCCGACAUGGUGUUAAGACAAGGGUUGCGCGCGUAUCCGAUCCCGAUUACUUCGCCAACGAAACGGAUUUAUCACCGAAAGAUAUUGGAAUUAACCUGCUGAUUAAUCCCGAACAACUCUGUGCGGAAGAAUUCUAUCGUCUACUGAAUGUUCCGGAAGCUCGCGAAAUCGUCGAGUUUGAAGAUGGCAAGGUACAGUUAGUCGCUUUUCAAGUGAAGCCCACCAAUCCGCUUCGAGGCACACCCCUCAGCCGUCUAGCAGAUCACGGCAUCCCCUCCGAUUUACGCGUUACGGCAAUUAAGCGCGAAGAUGGCACAACAAUUGUUCCCAAAGGUCUCGACUUCAUUAGCGAAGGGGAUGAGGUCUUUGUCAUCGGCAGUCGUGAAUCAACUUCGCAGCUACUUGAACUUUCGGGAGUUUCAUUAAAUCAAAAAAUCCAUCGUGCCAUUAUCGUUGGUGCCGAACGGAUUGGGAUAUCCCUUGCACAAGCCCUUGAGAAAAACGGUACGCAGGUGAAACUGAUUGAAGCCGAUCGGGAGAGGGCUGAAGCCGCAUCAACAAUUCUGAGAAAAACAACCGUUUUACAUGGGGACUACCUUAACCCCGGCUUCUUGGAAGAGGCUGGCGUUGACGGGGUAGACGGAUUCGUUUCUGUAACCGGUGAUGAUGAAAAUGAUGUGAUGGCUUGCGUCACCGCCAAGCAGCACGGCGCAGCUCGUGUACUUGCCCUAGUUCAAAAACCACGUUACUUACCAAUCUUGGAAAAUAUUCCAACCCUCGAUGCUGCCGUGAGUCGCCAUCUGACAGUGGUCAACAACAUUCUCCGUCUCGUCCGCCGGGGGCAGAUUAUUUCAGCAGCGUCCCUACGUGAGAUUGACGCUGAAGUAAUCGAGCUUGUUGCCGGACCAAAUUCACAAAUUACCUACAACGAGAUUCAACACCUAGGCGGAAUGCUGCCCGAAGACGUAUUGAUAGGUGCCAUUGUGCGGCAGGAUCGGGUUCUUAUCCCUACCGGAGCAAGCGUAAUCCAAGCCGGAGAUCGCGUGAUUAUCUUCACAAUGCCCGAUUCUAUUCCUGUCGUUGAAAAGCUCUUUGUAGAACCAGAGGCAAAACGUUUCCUUGGUCGAAAAGGUCGAAAAUAA